Molecule: messenger RNA, 690 nt
Organism: Oncorhynchus kisutch (coho salmon)
Lineage: Eukaryota; Metazoa; Chordata; Actinopteri; Salmoniformes; Salmonidae
Product: R-spondin-3-like
Exons: 6
Coding region: 1-690 (229 amino acids)
Source: RefSeq, a predicted model, not a curated record
AUGCACAUGCUCAAGACAUGUAGCUUAGUGGUGAGCAGGUUGUGUCAUGCUGGCUGCCUGACAUGCUCAGCGUUAAACGGCUGCCUGUCCUGUAAGCCCCGCCUCUUCUUCCACUUGAAGCAUGAUGGGAUGCGGGAGAGGGGGACCUGUCUGCUAUCCUGCCCCAGAGGUCACUAUGGGACACGCUCCCCACAUGUCAACACCUGCACCAAGUGCAGGGAGGACUGUGUUUCCUGCUUCAACAGGAACUUCUGCACUCACUGUCACCAGGGCCACUACCUGUACAGAGGGAGGUGUGAGAACAGCUGCCCCGAGGGCCUGACCCCAAACGCUGCACUAAGAGAGUGCAAUGAUUGUCUAGUGGGCUGUGAGGUGUGUGUGACGAGGAACACCUGCACCAGGUGUAGAGCAGGACUGUACCUCCUGCAUGGCCAGUGCCAUCAUACCUGCCCAGGGGGGUUUGAGCCUGAUAGACAGCUCAUGGAGUGCAUUUCUCAAGUACACUGUCAGGUGGGAGAAUGGGGAGACUGGGGCCUCUGCUUUCGGAGAGGGAGGGACUACAGGAAUUUUGUGGAGGUACGAAGACGAGAGGUCCUACGGCACCCCACCCUGUACGGCGACCCCUGCCCCAAAGUCAAAGAGUGGAGGAAAUGUGUCAUCGAAAGGAGACCGAGUCCAGCAUUAGCUUAA